CAAAUCUUCUUGGGCGGGAACCUUGGACUAAAUCAACAUCGCAUUCUCAGUGUUUGUGUUUGACCAGUUUGAAGUAGCAGCAGCAGCCCAAAUGUGACUUUCUGACGAGAAAGUCGAAACCCCCCGUUUCCUAGAAACUCAUCUCAUUCCUAAUCCUUCCUUCCGUCUCCAUUUUUAAUCGUCGUCCUCCCCUCAACUUUCCCCAGAAAUCCUCAAAUAUGGAGAACGCGGCGAAAGAUUCCGGCUCGAGAUCCGAAUACUUGGUGACCUACGAGUCCCCCCACCCUCUGUAUGCUAUGGCCAUCUCUUCUCGCAGUUUCCCCAAUCGCAUUGCCGUUGGUAGCUUCAUCGAAGAGUACACCAACCGUGUCGACAUUGUCUCAUUCGAUCCAGAUUCGCUCUCCAGGGUAUUUGCUUCCGUUUCUGCUGACGGCUCGGUGAGGAUCUUCGACUUGAGAGAUAAAGAGCACUCCACCAUCAUAUACGAAAGCCCGCAGCCGGAUACUCCUCUGCUUAGACUGGCUUGGAACAAGCAGGACCUGCGGUACAUGGCCACAAUACUGAUGGAUAGCAACAAGGUUGUUAUUCUGGACAUUCGGUCCCCCAGUGUGCCGGUUGCUGAGCUAGAGAGGCAUCAAUCCAGCGUAAAUGCAAUUGCCUGGGCUCCUAGGAGUUGCAGGCAUAUUUGUUCCGCAGGGGAUGACCGGCAGGCGCUCAUUUGGGAGUUGCCUAUGGUAGCAGGCCCAAAUGGCAUUGAUCCGAUGUCCAUGUAUUCUGCUCCACACGAAAUUAACCAGCUGCAGUGGUCUGCCGCGCACCCCGAUUGGAUUUCUAUAGCCUUUUCCAACAAAAUGCAGCUUCUUAAAGUUUGAGUAGGAACCUUGUUCUUUUUGAGUAAUAAUGUAACCCCUCAACUCAGUUGGUGACCAUGGAAAUAUAUGCAUCAGAUUGCAACAAGGGUUCAUAAGAGUCAGAUUAUUAGAUUUUCUGAUGAUGGGAGCUGUUUCAGUUUGAAGAUUGAUUUUAGUUUGGACAACCACGUUGUGCUAUUAGUUGCAAAGGUCGAAUAACAUUUAUUCACCAAAAUAAUUACAUGACAAGGCAUCUGCUGCUGCACCUGCAAUUCCUUUGAGCUAUGGCGUAUAAUCUCAAUCUCGGCUUUUGAUUUGAGCUGGAUGGACUGGCUAAAGUUACAAUGCAAUAGUGUAGCCAUUCAGAUUCAAUGGCUUACAAACAAAUUCAUCAUUCAUCCGUGUUUUGUUUGUCAUAACUAUAAUAAUAAUGCAAAAAAUCAUUUACA
Messenger RNA from Momordica charantia (bitter melon), 1300 nucleotides. It is a transcript of the gene TTG1, whose product is annotated as Transducin/WD40 repeat-like superfamily protein. Gene Ontology annotation, molecular function: protein binding. Lineage: Eukaryota; Viridiplantae; Streptophyta; Magnoliopsida; Cucurbitales; Cucurbitaceae. The record is from RefSeq and is a predicted model, not a curated record.